Molecule: messenger RNA, 4276 nt
Organism: Miniopterus natalensis
Lineage: Eukaryota; Metazoa; Chordata; Mammalia; Chiroptera; Miniopteridae
Source: RefSeq, a predicted model, not a curated record
GAGGGAACCUAAGCACCUAGCUUUCCCAAGGCGACCUGCAUGGACGGAUCCUGUCCUUGCCCCGACAGCCGCUCACCUCGAGCCAGGAGCCUGUCUCGCGGUGCUCGCAGGCAGUAGCAGAGUCCCAUGGUAGCCAGGUGGGCGAAGGGGAGCCAGGACGGUCCGCCCGCCUCGAAGAAGACGGCUUCUGACCUGCUGAGUGGUCCCAAGAGCCUGACCAUGGACCCAAUUCACCUUAGCAUGUCCAGCACUCCCCUGGUGAAGCACACAGCGGGGGCUGGACUCAAGACCCACAGGCCCCGCGUCAUGUCCAAGAGUGGACACAGCAACGUGAGAAUCGACAAAGUGGAUGGCAUAUACUUACUCUACCUCCAGGACUUGUGGACGACCGUGAUCGACAUGAAGUGGAGAUACAAACUCACCCUGUUCGCGGCCACCUUCGUGAUGACCUGGUUCCUCUUCGGAGUCAUCUAUUACGCCAUCGCGUUCGUCCACGGGGACUUAGACCCGAGUGAGCCGACUUCGAACCACACGCCCUGCAUCAUGAAGGUGGACUCUCUCACGGGCGCCUUUCUCUUCUCCCUGGAGUCCCAGACCACCAUCGGCUACGGCGUCCGCUCCAUCACCGAGGAAUGCCCCCAUGCCAUCUUCCUCUUGGUAGCUCAGCUGGUCAUCACGACCUUGAUUGAGAUCUUCAUCACGGGCACCUUCCUGGCUAAGAUCGCCCGACCCAAAAAGCGGGCGGAGACCAUCAAGUUCAGCCACUGCGCCGUGAUCACCAAGCAGAAGGGGAAGCUGUGCUUGGUGAUCCAGGUGGCCAACAUGAGGAAGAGCCUGCUCAUUCAGUGCCAGCUCUCCGGCAAGCUCCUGCAGACCCACGUCACCAAGGAGGGCGAGCGCAUCCUCCUCAACCAGGCCAGCGUCAAAUUCCACGUGGACUCGUCUUCCGAGAGCCCUUUCCUCAUUCUGCCCUUGACCUUCUACCACGUGCUGGAUGAGACCAGCCCCCUGCGGGACCUCACGGCCCAGAACCUGAAGGAGAAGGACUUUGAGCUCGUGGUCCUCCUCAACGCCACCGUGGAAUCCACCAGCGCCGUGUGCCAGAGCCGCACGUCCUAUAUCCCAGAGGAGAUCUACUGGGGCUUCGAGUUUGUGCCUGUGGUUUCUCUCUCCAAAAACGGAAAGUACGUGGCUGAUUUCAGUCAGUUCGAGCAGAUCCGGAAGAGCUCCGAUUGCACGUUUUACUGCGCGGACUCCGAGAAGCAGAAACUGGAAGAGAAAUACAGGCAGGAGGAUCAGAGGGAAAGGGAGCUGAGAAGCCUUUUGUUACAACAGAGCAACGUCUGACGGCCGAGCCAGGGCCUCGCUUUAACUGCAGCCGCAGCCACGUCUGAGCUCCCUUCGAGCAAGACUGUGUGGAUGCGCUCUGAAAACACUGCCCAGACAUGCAAAACUGCUCUUUCCCUUCGGUCUGGUGGCUAAACAAGAAUCCCCACCUUUGACAGGGUUCCUUGUUCAAAUGCUUUGUCUGAAGCAAACUCCCAAAAUUCAGAUUUUCUAAAAUGGGGCUAUAUUUCGAAGAAGUUGGGGUAGGGCAAUUGCAAAAAUGUCCUGCGGGAUGGACAGAGACAUUCAGCGAUGCUGAUAGUGGAAGGAGGUGCAUUUCUAUAUAAGGAUCUCAGCUGUAAUAUAAGGUAUUUAUUCAACCCGAGUAUCAGAGACACUGUGGCCGAGACCUGAAAUGUGGUCAGUGUUCACUCACACCGUCGCUUUAACACGCUUUUUCUUUUCAAGCAGAGAGAAUGUUGCUGUACUGGAGGCUACCUGGUAAUGCAGAAAAUGGAGCAGGGAGAAAUCUGUACUCAUAAAAUAUAAUAAUUCCAUUUUCACCUUUCUUCAGUGGAUUUAAUUUGUAGAGUGAAAUCGAUCAAUCAGGAACGAACAGUUGUGAAAACAUACAAAUGGAGUUGAGACUGUCGUUCACACUAACUGCCUGUUGGAAUGUGCUAGCCCCUUUCUGUUCAAGAUGUGGUUCACAGACCAGCAGCAUCAGCCCCAUCUAGGAGCUUAUUAGCAAUUUAAACGCUCAGGCCCCUCCCUCCAAACGUAGACAAUCAGAAUCUGUAUCUUAACAAGACCCCCAUGCGACUUGUGUACCAAUGAGUUUGAAAAGCUCCCCUCUGGGCAGUGUGUUCAAAGUAACCUCUGAAGCCAUGGGACUCUGUGGGUCCCAUGUCCAUGUGGCCUCCAGACCUGUCUUUCCUUCAGCUCAUUAUAAUGGACCAAGCGUCCUUUCGGCCACUUUUUUUCUGUAUCUAUUAAAAUUCCUUGUCCACAGAGGAAGCGCCACUGACAUUCCAAGAACAAAAUAAAAGCUCUGGCAGGUAAUGGCUGUCUCAUUCAUGCUAAGUAUAUGGUUGUUGCUGAUAGUUAGAACAAAAGAAAAAUUAAGCUGAGCUGUGUAACAAUCAGAAAUUUGCUCAGAUGUUGAAACCUAGAAGGUUGGAUGAGGCCAUGAGAACGAGAGUUGCUGAGGAUAAGAAAUUCAUACACAGAUGACUCCUUGAAGCAUGAACAAAAUUUGAUAAUCUGAUAACUUGUCAAGAAUGUCCUCAGUGUUUAAACAAAUCUUGUGCAACUCAGUGUUACAGAGAUAACAUUUUGCCUUCAGCAGAAUUUAGGCACCAGGCACCCUGCAUUUCUUUGGGGCAGAGAAUAAAUGGCCAAGGACUGGCUAACUGUGCAAAAGGUGAAUUCUCACUUCAUUUAAAAUAGGACAGAUCUGCAUAUACACUCAAGAAGAAUGCAACUAUGAGUAUGUAGGUGCUACAUGGAUGUACAUACAUGUGCACCACAUAUAUGCACACACACAUCUAGGCACAUACAGAGACAUACAUGCACACACAUACACAGGCACACACAUGUGCACAACACACAGGGACACACACCCUAGCCCUUAAAGCAUAAUUGUGGAAAUUAUCAAUGAAAGACAUUUGCAGUUAAAAGAGCAAAUCCUCCAGAAAUAUGCUUGCUUUUAUUUUGUUCUAUAAGAUCGGGAACAUUGGGACUCAGGGAUAUGGGGGGAGUAACCUGGAUUUAGACCGUCAGUGAAACCAGCAAGUCUGGCCAUCUUUUGAUGUUCCCACAUUUCAAAUGUCCUUCAUUAAACAGAAUGUGUGGCUAACACCUCUGACCUGGAACGGACCAUCUAAUGGGGGGCUCAGAUGAAUGGGGCGACGUCGUGAAGGUUGAAAGAACAAUCUCAAUGCACAAGGGGUCUUGUCUUCAGUUACUCAGGAAGUUUUUUUCUGUUUCUGUCCAUAAGUUUAUGGCAGGUUGUUUUAGAUCUUAAAAAAUUACGUGUAGUUAGAUAUUAUCCCUUUCUGUUGUUACACGUGAUGUUUGAUUGAAUGUUGUGGUGUAACCGCCAGAAGAAUGAUGCCACGGGCAAGUUUACAGGCUUUCUGUCGCGCUAUGAAUUCUCCCAGCAUUUCUACCAUUGUUGAUUUGAAUGUGAUCAAGAUUAGGGAUCCUUCACGCGUCUGUUGUAGAUGGUGCAAUGAUGCAGCACAAGAUUGAGAAACCUCUUUUAUGUUCACCUAGCAUAUCUGUUUCAGCCGAAUUUGGAAGACUUGCUCAUCUGAUCUUUUGCACUACACACAAAAUAAAUAUGCAGCGUCUUAAACGCCAAUACUUGUGCAAGUCAGUAAAUCAUACUACAACGUAAUCUGUCAUACAUAGCUCUACAGCUGUGGCUGGUUUGAAGCUGAGCUUUUCCCAGGCACACUUAUUUAUUAUUACUUUGUACAAAAUGCCCUCAUGUUGAUGUGCUAACAAAGAAAGGAUUCAGGUGGCAAACUGAUUCUAUGUGGAUAGUUUUCUGACUGAAACAGAUUCGUGCUCAACCCCAACUAAGAAGUCAGACUGAUGGAGUGUUUCUGACCCCAAAAGGCUCUUUUUUUGUUGUUUUUGUUUUGCAUUUUGAAGUAUUUCCAAUGCACCAGGCCUUCUCAGUCAGACCAUGCAAAAAUGUCAUGUUCCAUCUGAGAAACCACAAAGCCAUGCCUUACUUCAGUAAUAAAAUGCAUUGUACUUACAUGGUCCCCAGCAGCCAAGAGCCCCAGAGGCAUUGCAAAGAGUCACUCAUCCACCCACACAGUGGGCCACCUCUGGGGUGGGGGCGGAGGCACCCGUGAGUUCCCUUCCCCACUCCUGGGGAUGCUACAGCAAAGAGAGGAGACCAGAAUUAGAGAAUAACUAGUUAAAAGGGGGAAAU